Molecule: messenger RNA, 898 nt
Organism: Bursaphelenchus okinawaensis
Lineage: Eukaryota; Metazoa; Nematoda; Chromadorea; Rhabditida; Aphelenchoididae
Source: the annotation of a GenBank genome assembly
AUGUUUUUUGCUGGUAAGACCUAUAUUUGUUACCUAAACUGAGGUAUUUUGUGUUUUAGCUACUGCCGAUCGAAAAAUUGAUGUCCAUGCUCAUGUUUUGCCUAAUGAGAUUCCGGAUUUUCAAAAAGUAAGUGUUUAAAGAUUGAAAAUGAUGGUAAAAUGCGGAUUGUUGAUAGGCGAGGAUGAAGCAAGAUAGGUUGGGGUAAAAUAUCUAAAAUAUCAGAAAAACUUUAAGAAAGCUAACAAGUAAAGUAAAUUUAAGAAAAAUAGUUUAUUUUCGUCAAUUUUACUUAUCUUUUUAAUAUCUUAUUCUAGCAAUUUGGCUACCCUGGCUUUCUGACGCUUCAGAAGACGGGGGAUUCUGAUGGCAAGGCGAAUAUGAUCAAAGAUGGUAAAUUGUUUCGUGUAGUGACCAAAAAUUGCUAUGAUGUUGAUGAACGUGUUCGAGAGAUGGACAAAUGCCAUGUGAACGUGCAAGCCAUUUCUACCGUUCCUGUCAUGUUCAACUACUGGGUAUGGACAUUUUUAAACUUAUUUAGAUUGUGAAACUUGGUGCUUUAGGGAAUUUUUACUUUUAAAAAAUUCAAAAAAAUUUAGUUUUAUUAUUGCUGCGAGUUAUAACAACCUUUAUCACUUCGGACGUUUUGUAAAAUACGAAUCCACCAAUUAGUGAUUCUUUUAUUAAAAUUAGUCACGAAAUACUGUAUUUCCUUAAAAUUAAAAAAAAGUUUAGGCGAAACCAGAAGACAAUGAGAUUGUAGCUCGAUUCCUGAAUGAUGACAUCACUGCCCAGUGUCAAAAAUAUCCUGAUCGACUUGUUCCCAUGGCCACGUUACCUUUACAAAACAUGGAAUUGGCCAUUAAGGUGGGUUAUGCUUUGCUAAAACAAUAUUUUUAA